UUUCCAAAAAAAUUAGGAAAAACUUCCUGCAAGAGGAGGAGAGGCAUGCCAAGCUUCAGUUUGAAGUCCGUCUCCUUUUAAGCCAAGGCGCACUUCGAAGCGCGCACAGUCCUCCAAGUUCUCCAUCUUGACGGAUACAUUUUCCUCACCACGGCUUCAAAGGUGGACACCGUUUUCUCCUCUCCACCCUUGCAUUUCUUCAAGAAAGAAAUGGAAGAGGGCUCCAGUUCCCCGGUGUCCCCGGUGGACAGCCUGGGAAGCAGCGAGGAGGACAUGGACCGCCAGCACAAGCGCUGCACCAGGAAGAGGACACCCAGCAAAAAGUCCGCUGAGGACAGCAGCAGCAGCAGCGGCCUCAGUCCGGGGCCCGUGAAGCGGCCCAAGAAGCCGAGUCCGACCGGUACGCAGUCUUACGAGGAGCUCCAGAACCAGCGGGUGCUGGCCAACGUCCGAGAGAGGCAACGGACGCAGUCUCUCAACGAGGCCUUUGCGUCUUUACGCAAGAUCAUCCCCACUCUGCCGUCGGACAAACUGAGCAAGAUCCAGACGCUGAAGCUGGCUUCCAGGUACAUCGACUUCCUGUGUCAGGUGCUGCAGAGCGACGAGAUGGACAACAAGAUGUCCAGCUGCAGCUACGUGGCCCACGAAAGACUCAGCUACGCCUUCUCCGUGUGGAGGAUGGAAGGCGCUUGGUCCAUGUCUACCUCCCACUAACAUCUGCGCACCUUCAAGGAUGCCCAAAGCGACUGUCUGAACUCUCCAAAAUCAAAUGGAUUAUUGAGCAGCCCACAAACCUGAGUGGCAUUGAGACGUAAUGUGACACACACACGCACACACACACACACACGUGUGCAUUGAGGAGUGUGUGGCUGCAGAUUGACCACACUGCCUCUGGCAGGCUGUUGUUGAGCUGUUGAAAGAAGAAGAAGAAAGCAAAGCGCUGUGGUUGAGGAUGAUAGCUCGGAUAUUCCAGCAAAUCUACAUGAAGGAUAUAUAUUUUGUUCCCCAAAGACUUUAAAACCAAAGUAUAUAUAAAUGAAUGCAUAUUGUACAUACCUGUGUAAGUGUGCCUAUAGCCUGCAAAGGGGCCAAUGCAUCAUUCGCAGACAUUCUCUCUUUUUGUACAUUUGUGCUUAUUUAUUAAAACAUAUUUUUGAACAAAAA
Doryrhamphus excisus (bluestripe pipefish) is the source of this 1164-nucleotide messenger RNA. It is a transcript of the gene twist2, whose product is annotated as twist2. The record is from RefSeq and is a predicted model, not a curated record. Gene Ontology annotation, molecular function: RNA polymerase II transcription regulatory region sequence-specific DNA binding; DNA-binding transcription factor activity, RNA polymerase II-specific; protein dimerization activity. Lineage: Eukaryota; Metazoa; Chordata; Actinopteri; Syngnathiformes; Syngnathidae. Gene Ontology annotation, biological process: developmental process; regulation of transcription by RNA polymerase II.